Dibothriocephalus latus is the source of this 1116-nucleotide messenger RNA. The record is from the annotation of a GenBank genome assembly. Lineage: Eukaryota; Metazoa; Platyhelminthes; Cestoda; Diphyllobothriidea; Diphyllobothriidae.
UUUGGCGUGCCGGAGGAUGAUCGGGAGUCCUACUGCCUUUGCCAAGUCACGGUGGAUGAGGGUCCAGUGAUCAAGCAGAGCAGAAUUGGCGAUCAGGUUGAUGAUCUGACCAGUCGUACUGCCCUCAACGCACGUUACUAUCUCAAACACAAUAAGAAGUCGGAUGCCCUCGUUUCGGAUGACCUCUCUCCCGAAACACUAUGCAUCCAGUUGACACUGGACGACUACUCCGUCUUCCGGUCAGUUGAAGCGACAGAGUACGUGGACAAGGUGUUCAAUCUGAACCUCCCCAGCACACCUGCUGUGGAAAAUUCGCGUACAAGUGCUACUGGCCUGAGCAGCAGUGUGGGUGCUGCCGCUGCCUCUUCAGCCACGGGUUCAGCCUCCUCCGGUUACUCAUCUGAACCCGACUCAACGUCCCUUGGCCAGGAGCCCCUAACUGGCAAUACCGGUUUCGCUACGGGCUUCGGGAACCUGGAUCGGUUUGCCGAACUGGUAAAUAAGGAAGCCUACUGGGUGCCAAGUGAAAUUUGUGCGGAGCAGACUCUCUCCAAGCGCGUAGACAGUCUAAAGCGUUUUAUCAAGAUGGCCAAGCUGUGCCGCGACCUACGCAAUUACAACACGAUGUUUUGCAUCCUCGUUGGUUUACACAUGGCUCCUGUGGAGCGACUGCGCCAAACUUGGGAACGUCUGCCAAACAAAUACGUGAAGCUCUGUCGAGACUUGGCUCUUGUCCUCGAUCCGUCUCGGAACUUCUUUCACUACCGAAACCUGCUGACUGCAGAAGGCCCGCAUGCCCCUCUGGUUCCCUACCUCCCCCUGGUUCUGAAAGAUUUAACUUUCAUUCACUUGGGCAACCCCUCUCGCUAUGCCGACAAUCUUGUCAAUUUCGCCAAGCUCCGUAUGAUUGCAAAGGAGCUCAGUCAGUCAUCGGGUGUUCGAGGCGUGGCUGCGGGUGUCCUCUCAGGCCUUGCCGGUCUGGCAGUUGACUCUGGUCUGGCAGGCUCAGGUGCCUCGAAAUCCGCUGCUGCUGGCGCCUCAUCCGAGUCCCCAGGAAAGUCUGGUGAGUCUUCAGCCGCCUGUUAUGUUGGCAACAUUGCAUGUCGCAGUUUAUAA